AUGGUUGACCGUAAGCCCAACUUCGAAACCCUCCAGGUCCAUGCUGGCCAGGCCCCCGAUUCAAGCACCAAUGCCCGCGCUGUCCCCAUCUACGCCUCCUCCUCCUUCGUAUUCAACAGUUCUGAGCAUGGCGCCAACCUCUUUGGUCUUAAGGAAUUCGGAAACAUUUACUCCAGAAUCAUGAACCCCACUAAUGAUGUCUUUGAGAAGCGCAUCGCCGCUCUCGAGGGUGGUGCUGCCGCGGUCGCGACCUCCUCCGGUCAGGCUGCCCAGUUCCUCGCCAUCUCUACCCUGGCCCAAGCUGGUGAUAACAUUAUUGCCUCCUCCCAUCUCUACGGUGGAACCUACAACCAGUUCAAGGUCUUCCUGCCCCGCUUUGGCAUCAAGGUCAAGUUCGCGGACUCGGACGAGCCCGAAGCCAUUGCCAAGCUGAUUGAUGAGCGCACCAAGGCCGUCUUCAUCGAGUCCAUCUCAAACCCCAAGUACAUUGUUGCCGACAUUGCCGGAAUUGCAAAGGCCGCCCACGAACACGGUGUUCCCCUGAUUGUCGACAACACCUUCGGUGCCGGUGGAUAUUUGAUCCGUCCAUUCGAGCAUGGCGCUGAUAUCAUUGUCCACUCUGCGACCAAGUGGAUUGGAGGUCACGGCACGACUGUUGGAGGCGUGAUCGUUGAUAGUGGCAAGUUCAACUGGGGUAACGGACGUUUCCCAGAUUUCACUGAACCCUCGGAGGGAUACCAUGGAUUGAAGUACUGGGAGACCUUUGGAAAUAUCUCGUACGCAAUCAAGACCCGUGUUGAGGGGCUGAGGGAUCUGGGUGCUUCUGCUAAUCCCUUUGCUAGCUUCUUGCUUUUGCAAGGAUUGGAGACCCUUUCUCUUCGUGUGCAGCGCUCUGUCGACAAUGCUCUCGCGUUGGCUCAACAUCUCGAGAACCACCCCCACGUCGAAUGGGUCUCGUACCCAGGUCUGGCCUCACAUCCCUCGCACAACCACGCCAAGAAGGUCCUUAGCCACGGAUUCGGAGCUGUCUUGUCCUUCGGCAUCAAGGGAGGUCCUAAGGCUGGCGCUCUCUUUGUCGAUAGCGUGAAGCUGGCAUCGCACCUGGCCAACGUUGGAGAUGCCAAGACCUUGGUUAUCUCCCCUGCCUCGACCACUCACCAGCAGCUGACAGAUGAGGAACAGCUCUCUGCCGGUGUCACCAAGGAUCUUAUCAGAGUCUCGGUCGGCAUCGAGCACAUUGACGAUAUCAAGGCCGACUUUGACCAGGCCAUUGCCAUCGUCGCCGCCAAGGCCUAA
This is a messenger RNA of Gamsiella multidivaricata, 1296 nucleotides long. RefSeq names its product O-acetylhomoserine-lyase. Gene Ontology annotation, biological process: transsulfuration. Lineage: Eukaryota; Fungi; Mortierellomycota; Mortierellomycetes; Mortierellales; Mortierellaceae. Gene Ontology annotation, molecular function: transferase activity, transferring alkyl or aryl (other than methyl) groups; pyridoxal phosphate binding. Bases 1 to 1296 code for a protein of 431 amino acids. The record is from RefSeq and is a predicted model, not a curated record. The transcript is spliced from 4 exons.